UUGCAAAAGGCGUGACGUCAUGGUCGUUUGAACCGAGACGCGUCGCUGCGUCACGUUGUGCGCGACGCCGUCACUGUGCUCGGCAUGGCCUCCACACGAGGCCGCGAGGUGGCGACCGCUGCUCUACGACUGCUCCGUUGGUCCGUGCUGCUGCCUCCCAAGCGCAGCUUCCACGUCUGGGCACGCAGGCUGCUGGGCCCUCACCUGCUGGGGACUGUCGGGGCCUUGGCAGGAGCCUCCCUCUGUGCUGUCCCAGUCCUCCCUAUCCCUGAGGCAAACUCUCUGAGUCAAGAGACACUGCUUAAAAGGGCCGCCUCCUUGGCCACAGAUGGAGCCACUGCCUUUCUCUCUCAGGCCGCGCUGGCCCUCUUGGAUUCCCUCGACAGAUACACCAAGGCCUUACACACGAUGGGAUCGCUUUCGCAGCAGUACGUGGACCUGAUGGCCCAGCUCAGCUCGAAGGACGAGGAGUCUGUCUGGAACCUUAUUGUUGAAGCUCGCUCAGAGGUCAUCCGGCGGCAGGAUGAGUGUCAGAAGAUGGAGGAGACGUGGACUGCGGCGCUGUACCUCUCGAAAGGGGCAGCCGAAGCUGCCUUCAAAGCAGGUGUGGAAAUGGCGGCAAAAGUAGCACUCACUCACCUGCAACUGCUGCAGGAGCAGUUGGAGGAGGCUCAUGCCCUGGCCAGGGCGGCUGAGACGAAGGUGGCCAAGGUGCAAGUGGGUGAGAUCCAGCGCACAGCAUUGCUGGCAAAGCAGAAGGAGGCCGGCAGCAAGGGUUCCUCCCCGCAGGUCAAAUCCUCUCAGCCCGCGUACCUGCAGGAAGAGGAACUCCCAGAGCAGUACCUUCGUGAGGAUUGAGCCAGAGGUCGCCCGGUGGCUUAGGGAAGCUAAUGUCAUGCACGUCAAUAUGUGUAGAGUCAGAGGUUAAUAUAGAUUCUUUUUUUUCACAAUUUAGGCGAAUUAUAUGCAAAUGACGGGGGGCGCGGUGGGGCAAGUGAUCAGCGUGCUGCGCUGUGAACCCGAAUAGCUUGAGUUUGUUUGCCGGCGAUUGCUAACAGCCGUGGCGAGCGAUAUCUAAACCAGGCCCCGGACUCCCCUUCACCAACCUACACUGAUAAGCUUGGUGAAAGAUGGUCAAAUAGGUGUGGGGAGGCCUCCAUCCAGCAGUGGAUUGAUAAAGGGCUCUAAGUUGCAUGCAAGCGACAGUCUAAUGGAGGUAACACUGCUGUAUUAAUGAGACAGGAUAAAUUUGAAUUAUUACAAACAAGACCAUAAAAAUUAGAUAAAAGAAUUGGAAUUUGCUGUUCUUUGCACCCCUGUAUAAUGACUGAGUGAAAUGGCUGUUGGGGUGAGAUGUUUACAUGCCAAGCUGAUGCCGUGUUGGAGCGUUGAGCUCAGCACUGCUGAGAUCUUGAGUUCAAGCCCAGGAGACAUAGCCCCGUGAUUAACCAUGAUGCUCAAAUUUAGCGAGUUGAGUUUCAACCAAUGGCUGCACAUUCAAAAAAUCCAAACUGUAAAAUGUUCAAUCUUGACUUAAAGCUUUCGUGACUGCAGGAAUUCAUAUUAUUGGGUCUUUCGGUAAAGCCACGUACAUAGAUCAAAUAAUGAAAAUAAUAUCCCGCGAUAUUUCUCACUUGAUGACGAUUGCUUGUGUUGCGAUCGAAACGUCGUGAUAUUAUUUUAUCUGUAAAAUGUAAUUAUCUAAAUUAUGGCAUAUUCACCUGUGUACUCAAUCUGGAAAAGCAUUGUUAAUUUGUCAACAGGAAAUUGCAGUGGCGCGAAUUUGUUUAUGGGCUUUACACGAAGAUAUUGCUGCCCCAGUUAAAGCACCUGCUAAGUGCUAAGCCGCCCCAGAGGGGACCCCCUUGUAAUGUGAGACACGGGGUCCAAAUUAUCAUCAUGUUCCAAAAGUUUAACAUUGCAGUUUGAUAGUUUUGUGAAGGAGUGGUAUGAUGUUGCUCUACGCGUAGCAUCCGUUCCCCUCUCAGGUUUUGAUACGCCGUUAUUGUUUGACAAGUUACUAAUGAAAAUGCCCGCAACUGUCGAUUAGGAUUUAAUUUUCUUUGUUUAUUCUGUUGGAGAAAAAAAACAAUAAACGACGUUUUUCAGAGUUUUCUGUUUAUAUUUAGAACGUUCUGCUUUGCUGCGCUUAUUUAAACUGAGUUGUCAAUUUGUGAGAGACUCUUGAUCUCAUUCGGCUCUUAACUAGCUAUGAGUGGAUAAUUUAAAGACAUUGGUUUGAUUGACAUGCAACGGACACUGCAGGGCACAUAAAGUGCUUUUCCAUAGUGUGCAUGAACAAAGCAAUUGAAGUGACUUCAAGAGUGGUCAUCCUAUUGCAAGGUGGUACACUGCUUUCUUUGGGAGUUCCGUAUCGGAACUUGCUACAUGACAUGCUGCUGAAAACACAGUUGCAAACCAAAAGGGGAGAAAACUAAAUGCAAAAAGAGAGAAGACUGAACAAGGACCCACAUCAAGACAAACUUGUAGGUUUUAAAGGUAAAAAAACACAACCCACAAAUACGUGGUUCUUACCUUGCAGGCGACCUGAGAUACCUGUCCAAAGCUGUCAUAACGAGUUGUAAUACCCAGUGAUUGCGAAUAUAUAACUUUAAAGUGACUUUUGCAUACCAUAAGAGCGCUCUAGUAGCAUCACUGCAUUGGUAUUAAUAGAUAGGAUGGCAAUGCUGCAGUGAUGUAACCAGAGCCUGCUAUGGGGAACGUGUGUGGCUGAAAGUCCCUUUUAAAGUGUGUUUUCUUCCCACUCGUGCUGAACAGCUUGGGGCCACAGCCUCGGUGUUUUUCUGUGAACUCCGAGUCAAUGAAAUCUCAUGGGAAAAGUCCCAGCCGCUGAGGCAAAUGUUAUAGUCUACAAGCCUCGGUAAACCACAGCUGGAUAAUGAAUGUGAACUGUUGUGAAAUAGCAUUAUCAUGGUGUUACGCAUUCACUUUUGCGCUUAAUAAUUGACACGUUUCUUACGUUUUUUGGAUUAAAUAAAAAUCUGAAUAUGCAUUGCCACCGUAAUCUCAAGAUGUAAGUAAUAGAUUCAUCUUCGACAUUCCACUCGAUUUAUUCUGAAAAUCUGGCUGUGCCUGAUGAUGCUCCUUGUAAUUACUGAUGAUGCUCCUUGUAAUUACUGAUGAAACGUCAUACUCAGAUUAUAAAUGUUGUGGAUUUCCUCCAACACACCGGUGUGCUGUACUAGUUAUAAAUUGUCGUAUAUGUGUGGCAAACCUUACUGAUUGGCAGUGUUGGGUGCUGGCGGGUUUAACGACAUGUACACGAUCUAACCUAAAAAAAACCUGUAUUAUGGAUGAUAUUGGUCGUGAAAGCCUACAUGUUAAACCGAUUUAUUCUCUUUGCAGAAACUGCAUCAAUGUUAUGACAGGUGGAUGAGAGCUCCCACUAACAACGAUCAACUUCGUUUUGAUGGAGCCAUCCAGCUAUACCGUGUUGUCAGCCAGAAUGUGUUCCGCUCGCGGAUAAACCCGUGGUGCCAAAACCGUGACUCAAUCCACGUGUGGCUGCCAGUCAGUUCAAAGUGCAACUCGAUAGAGAGGCAAAUCAUUUGUAACUUUGUGGUAUACAUUUUAUCCGCAAUAGAAACUGCUUAAGUGGACGGAGCCCCGGUACGAGCACUUCCAGGGCGCUCCCACAGAUUUCUUUUUUUAUCCUAAAUAUCUCGGCCAACCAGCGCAAGUGAACCGGGCGAGUGACCACCACACGGUGUAACUUGCGGUUAUCUGCGGCCAUGUGAAUAUUUAACUUUUGUGGCUCGCAGGGUAAUAAGGUUUGCCCACCCCUGAUCUCUACUUUAGCCAGGACAUGUGCCCACCUCCCCUGAAGGUGACAGAUUUAGCCUGAGCACCGCAACCACAGAAAAGCAAUGUAACGGGUUUAAAUGUCAUUCAUGUUCAGCGCACUUCAAUGCCAACCAACAUUUAGAGAGCGUGUCGACCAUAGAGCUGUGGUCUUAAGUGCAAGUAAUGUGGUCUGCUGCAGGAUAACUAGAUUAUGGAGACAUGUUCUGCAGAAAUACCAGCAAUAGAGAAGUGUCUAGUUCAUCUGCCUCUGGUGAUCAGGUAAAUGUUUGCUCCGUUGAAAAAUAAUUAUCAAAAUUAAAAUAAUAAACGUAGAGUUUACAUUCUGCCCCGAACACUAACAUUUCCUCCACGCUUAAAAAGCCAUACUUCUCAUUUUCUGAUCACCACUCUUAAACCUUCAGUCGCAUUCCCUUGUUUUACAGCACCUUAAACCAAAAUUAAGUUGUCGCUUAUUACAUUGUGCGAUGCUGCAGUCAGAUCACGUGGGUGUCGGUGUUGCCUAGAGGGCAAUGUCUCUGCUGUCGAAAUAAACGAUCGCUUAAAAUGUU
Molecule: messenger RNA, 4373 nt
Organism: Petromyzon marinus (sea lamprey)
Lineage: Eukaryota; Metazoa; Chordata; Hyperoartia; Petromyzontiformes; Petromyzontidae
Product: diablo IAP-binding mitochondrial protein
Biological process (GO): neuron apoptotic process; intrinsic apoptotic signaling pathway in response to oxidative stress
Cellular component (GO): mitochondrion
Source: RefSeq, a predicted model, not a curated record